AACAAUAAUUUAUAAUAGUGAACUCCUUUACGCAACUUAUUGAUUUCAAGUUUACGUCAUGCCUUAAGGUAUUCUGUUUUGAGAUAACAAGCUCUCGCAGUCAUAAACCAACCCCGGUGAAGGUGAGACAAUGUCGACCCAUCGUUCAUCAUCGCUGAUAAUAGAUGGAGGGAUAUCGUUGUCUUUUCGGGAAGAGCUGGCAACAACAAUUCACGGGGCUUUUGAAAUUGCGGUUGAAAUUGUUGUGUUAGAAAUCACCAAACUGGUCGAUCAGGCUCUAGGAGAUGUCCACGAACAGAUGAGUGAGACAUUACGCGAAAACAAGUCUCUUAAGUUGCUUUUGAAAGCUGCUGAGCAAAAGCUCGAGUCACUCUCUGGUAGUGUAAAGUGUGAAAGUUCGGGGCAACUAACGACCGUCGAGUCCAGCAGUGAGUCCUGUCGCCACCAGCAUAGCCGUGAGGACAGUGACGGGUCAAAAUCCGACCAAGAGACGAAGCAGAAUAAAGAAAACUCGUCCUCCCUGAACAAAGCAGACGAGGGACUCGAGGAGAAUUUCAUUCACGAGGCGGAGACGUGUUCUGAAAGACUGAAUGAAUCUUUCGAUGAGAUUCGCGAAGAUGGCCGGGUGUGUUCGUAUGAUAUAAACGCUACUCAUGAAGAUCCAAAACAGGAUUCCUCCAGCUCGUUUUCUGACAGCCAGAUGAAUCCAGGAAGCGUUGAUAGUGAACCAGACGCCGAAGGUGACGAUGACGAGACGCCGGUUCAGCCGAAAGCAGAACAUUUCCAUGUGAAGGAGGAGAGGUCAGAUCUGGAAUUGGGUCAAGGUGCUGGAGCAGAGGCUGGUCCCAGUCCAGGCUGUAGUUUUGACUCUGCAGCUGACGAUGAGUUUGGGUCAGACAGUCUUGCUCUGGCUCAGUCGAAGAUGCUGGAGGACUGGAGACCUGACCCCCAGCCUAAGGAGAAUGAGACAGAUCCACAGCAGCCAGGACCUAGUCACACUCUGGAAACCUCCGAUUUAAGCUCCUCUAUUGGAGGCCUUCCUGUGUUUCCCGCCCCUUUUCCAGGACUCUGCCAAUCAGGAGACAGGACUGCUCUCUCCCAUCCCUCACCUCAACAUUACAAUGUUCACAUUCGGACAAACUUUACUCCUAACAUGCAUGUCUGUAAAAUCUGUGGCCAAUCCUUCCACAGACAGAGUGAUUUAAAAAGGCACCACAGCCAACAACACAGGUCUGGUCCAGCCAACCAGAACCCUUUCUCCGGAUCCAUCAGGACCCCAAAACGACAGAUGUUCCCCCCCGGCCAGAGUCCAUACCACUGCACGGAGUGCGGGCGGGAUUUCAACCGCAUGGAGAACCUGAAAACGCAUCUGCGGAUCCAUACAGGGGAACGUCCGUACAGUUGCUCCGUGUGCGGCGUCCGAUUCCGCCACUCGGGGGCGCUGACACGCCAUUUCCGCAUCCACACGGGGGAAAAGCCGUACGUGUGCGGAGAGUGCGGGAAAACGUUCCGGAACUGCGGUGGCCUUCGGCUGCACCAGAGAUCCCACAACAGGGAAAGAGGAGAGAUGUUUUAAAAAGAGGACGGCCGUGUCAGGUUUUGGACAGCUUCGCCGUUCGGUUGUGUUAGUGGUGUUUCGCUUAGAACGCGUUUGUCGUGUUGUAGAGCUCGUUAGACGAGGCUAGUGAGUGCACAAUGACACACACGUAAAGGGCUAAUCAAAACCGGCUCAAAACCACUGCUGAACACUCAAGCUGUUGGGGUUAUAUUUGGAUACCUGUCUUGCUUAAACCAUUAGGUACCUGAAAAUCAAAGAUGUGGCAGUUUCUUAUGUGAGAAUAUAGUCAGCUGUUUGGUCUGAUUCUCUGAAUGUCAUUAAAGUGCUAAAUGGUUCCAUGCCGUACCAGUGGUCCAUAACAAUAUUUCAUUUAUUUAUUAAGUGCUUUUUACACAUGAACCUCAAAUCCUUUUGGUUUGACUUCUCUCUUUUUGGAAACCUUAACUUAUUCAGAAUAAGCUUAUACAGAUUUAAAUGUC
This is a messenger RNA of Chanos chanos (milkfish), 2037 nucleotides long. RefSeq names its product zinc finger and SCAN domain-containing protein 21-like. Lineage: Eukaryota; Metazoa; Chordata; Actinopteri; Gonorynchiformes; Chanidae. Gene Ontology annotation, biological process: regulation of gene expression. The record is from RefSeq and is a predicted model, not a curated record. The transcript is spliced from 3 exons. The coding region runs from base 131 to 1576 and encodes 481 amino acids. Gene Ontology annotation, cellular component: nucleus.